GAAGACGAUGCUGAACGACCUGCUGCGCUUCGACGUGAAGGACUGCUCGUGGUGCAGGGCUUUUACCACGGGGACCCCGCCAGCACCACGGUAUCACCACUCAGCUGUGGUCUAUGGGAGCAGCAUGUUUGUGUUUGGUGGCUAUACUGGAGACAUUUAUUCCAAUUCCAACCUGAAGAAUAAAAACGAUCUUUUUGAAUAUAAGUUUGCAACUGGACAGUGGACAGAGUGGAAAACUGAAGGAAGAUUGCCAGUUGCAAGGUCAGCUCAUGGCGCAACAGUGUAUAGUGACAAGCUGUGGAUCUUUGCAGGAUACGAUGGCAAUGCACGGUUAAAUGAUAUGUGGACAAUUGGCCUGCAGGAUAGAGAGCUAACAUGCUGGGAAGAGAUUGAACAAAGUGGUGAAAUUCCUCCUUCAUGCUGUAAUUUUCCCGUCGCUGUUUGCAGAGACAAAAUGUUUGUUUUCUCUGGCCAGAGUGGUGCAAAGAUUACCAAUAAUCUCUUUCAGUUUGAAUUCAAGGAAAAGAUUUGGACACGAAUUCCUACCGAGCACUUACUUCGAGGCUCCCCUCCUCCUCCACAACGAAGAUACGGCCACACAAUGGUUGCGUUCGACCGACAUCUCUAUGUGUUUGGUGGUGCUGCAGAUAACACGCUACCCAACGAGCUUCACUGCUACGACGUGGAUUCUCAGACCUGGGAAGUUAUCCAGCCCAGCCCAGACAGUGAGGUGCAAGAAGCCUUUGCCCAAGCUAUGUUCCUAGGUUCAUCUCAUGCCAGAUUUUUAAAAGUAAUAGGUGUCCUGUCCAGAGUGGCUAAGAGAGUAUCUGCCCCAGAAGAAGCUCCCUCCUUGCCCUCGGAAGAACAUGGUUUAAAAAAAUCUCGAGAUGUAUUUGGUUUAGAUUUCGGCAUAACAACAGUUAAACAACCACCUACAGCAGACUCCGAGUUGCCCAGUGGGAGACUCUUCCAUGCUGCAGCUGUUAUCUCAGAUGCCAUGUACAUCUUUGGCGGCACGGUGGACAAUAACAUUAGAAGUGGAGAAAUGUACAGGUUCCAGUUUUCUUGUUACCCUAAAUGCACUCUACAUGAAGAUUAUGGAAGGCUAUGGGAGAACAGGCAGUUCAGUGACUUGGAGUUUGUUUUGGGAGAGAAGGAAGAACGAGUCCGAGGGCAUACUGCGAUUGUUACAGCUCGCUGCAAGUGGCUGAAAAAGAAAAUCAUACAGGCAAGGGAGAGAUUGAAACAGAAAUCAAAGCAAGAUAUUGAAGACGAGGGACAUGCAACGUGUCAGAAGGAUGGGAUUGGUGGGAAUGUCAAGUUGUGCCGCCUGCAGCCACUGCUGGAAGUGCCCAUCCGAGAGGCUGAGGCACAACCCUUCGAGGUGCUCAUGCAGUUUCUGUAUACGGAUAAAAUAAAAUACCCUCGCAAAGGUCAUGUGCAGGAUGUGUUACUUAUUAUGGAUGUAUACAAACUAGCCUUAAAUUUUAAGCUCUCUCGACUGGAACAGCUCUGCCUUCAAUAUAUUGAAGCAUCUGUAGAUCUGCAGAAUGUGCUCAUUGUGUGUGAAAAUGCUAACAAGCUUCAGCUGGAUCAGCUAAAGGAACAUUGCCUGAACUUUGUGGUGAAGGAAUCGCAUUUUAAUCAGGUAAUAAUGAUGAAGGAGUUUGAGCAUCUUUCUUCAUCCCUCAUAGUGGAGAUUGUACGGAGAAAACAGCAACCUCCUGUUCGAACACACUCCGAUCAGCCGCUUGACAUCGGAACAUCUUUAAUUCAGGACAUGAAGGCUUACCUAGAAGGAGCCGGGACUGAAUUCUGUGAUAUCAUCCUUCUCUUAGAUGGCCACCCACGGCCAGCCCAUAAGGCAAUCCUAGCAGCCCGCUCCAGUUACUUUGAAGCCAUGUUCCGUUCCUUCAUGCCAGAAGAUGGGCAAGUGAAUAUUUCUAUAGGUGAAAUGGUUCCCAGCAAGCAAGCGUUUGAAUCUAUGCUUAGAUACAUUUAUUAUGGAGAAGUAAACAUGCCUCCUGAAGACUCCCUCUACCUCUUUGCUGCACCUUACUAUUAUGGCUUCUCCAACAACAGACUACAAGCCUAUUGUAAGCAGAAUCUAGAAAUGAAUGUCACAGUGGAGAACGUACUCCAGAUUUUAGAGGCAGCUGACAAGACCCAGGCCCUGGACAUGAAGAGGCACUGCCUGCACAUCAUCGUUCACCAGUUCACCAAGGUCUCCAAGUUGCCAAAUCUCCGCUCCCUAAGUCAGCUCCUCCUUCUUGACAUCAUAGAGUCAUUAGCUAACCACAUAUCAGACAAGCAGUGCGCAGAGCUGGGCUCAGACAUAUGA
Molecule: messenger RNA, 2341 nt
Organism: Cariama cristata (Red-legged seriema)
Lineage: Eukaryota; Metazoa; Chordata; Aves; Cariamiformes; Cariamidae
Gene: LZTR1
Product: leucine-zipper-like transcription regulator 1
Exons: 20
Cellular component (GO): Golgi apparatus
Molecular function (GO): protein binding
Source: RefSeq, a predicted model, not a curated record